AUGAGUCAGAAAUGGCACAUCAUCGAGGUUAGGAACGUCACGCCACUCAGCGUCAUCUCCUCCUGGACUGUACUUCGAAACUACGUGAGCUCACUUCACUUUCAGCAGGAGUCAUUUGGAGCCACAAAUCUUUGUUCUCUGCCCCCUCUCUGGUACCUGCGCAGUGAUAUUUUGAAUCUGUCGCACUUGUUCCCAACAGGGCCGGGGAGCAGCAGCCGAUGCACUUGGGAAUCAGAACUGAGGCUCAUCCUCGUCGGUAAGACUGGAGGUGGGAAAAGUGCGACAGGAAACACCAUCCUUGGGCAGGACGAAUUUGAGUCUGUACUGGCAGCAGUGCCCGUAACUCAGACAUGUAGCAAAGGCAGCAGGACCUGGAAUGGAAGGAAGGUUGUGGUUAUCGACACGCCUGCUAUUUUUGACACCAAGGACUCUGAUGGACAAACUACCCGUGAGAUCUGUCGCUGUGUCGCGCUCUCCUCCCCAGACCCCCACGCUCUGGUGCUGGUGACCCAGCUGGGCCAUUUCACUGAGGAAGACCAGCUCGCCGUGAGGAGAGUACAAGAGAUUUUUGGCCCCGAGGCCAUGAAGUGCACAAUCGUCUUAUUCACCCACAAAGAAGACUUCAGGAGUGGAACCCUGGAGCAGUAUAUCUCCCACCCGGAUAACAAACAGCUUCAGGAGCUGAUCCAACAGUGUCAGGGCCGAUACUGCGCUUUCAACAAUAAAGCUACAUGGGUGGAACGGGAUGCCCAGGCUGACGAGCUGAUGACUAGGAUUGUUCAUGUGGUGGAGGAGGAGAAUAAAUAUCAGGUGUGUGAAGCACCUGAGAAGCUUCUAAAAAAAGAUGAGAUGGAUAAAAGUAAAGAUGACAUGGAUGAGGUGGAAGAUGGAAUGGAAAUGGGUAUGCAGGAAGGAUCUCAAGAGGAAGAGCACUCAUCGGGGGAACCAGGGCCGGGGAGCAGCAGCCGAUGCACUUGGGAAUCAGAACUGAGGCUCAUCCUCGUCGGUAAGACUGGAGGUGGGAAAAGUGCGACAGGAAACACCAUCCUUGGGCAGGAUGAAUUUGAGUCUGUACUGGCAGCAGUGCCCGUAACUCAGACAUGUAGCAAAGGCAGCAGGACCUGGAAUGGAAGGAAGGUUGUGGUUAUCGACACGCCUGCUAUUUUUGACACCAAGGACUCUGAUGGACAAACUACCCGUGAGAUCUGUCGCUGUGUCGCGCUCUCCUCCCCAGACCCCCACGCUCUGGUGCUGGUGACCCAGCUGGGCCAUUUCACUGAGGAAGACCAGCUCGCCGUGAGGAGAGUACAAGAGAUUUUUGGCCCCGAGGCCAUGAAGUGCACAAUCGUCUUAUUCACCCACAAAGAAGACUUCAGGAGUGGAACCCUGGAGCAGUAUAUCUCCCACCCGGAUAACAAACAGCUUCAGGAGCUGAUCCAACAGUGUCAGGGCCGAUACUGCGCUUUCAACAAUAAAGCUACAUGGGUGGAACGGGAUGCCCAGGCUGACGAGCUGAUGACUAGGAUUGUUCAUGUGGUGGAGGAGGAGAAUAAAUAUCAGGUGUGUGAAGCACCUGAGAAGCUUCUAAAAAAAGAUGAGAUGGAUAAAAGUAAAGAUGACAUGGAUGAGGUGGAAGAUGGAAUGGAAAUGGGUAUGCAGGAAGGAUCUCAAGAGGAAGAGCACUCAUCGGGGGAACCAGGUAAAUCCCAUUUGGCGGGUGCCGGGGGAACAACACUGCUGACAGAAGUAAACAAAAGUAGGUUUUAUUGUAUGUUAGGUACCUUAGGGCUUGUCUACACUAUCGCGUGGGGUCGAUCUAAGAUGCGUAACUCCAGCUACGUAAAUAGCAUAGCUGAAGUCGAUGUACUUAGAUCUCCUUAGUGUAGUGUCUUUACUGCAAUAAAUCAUCAGCUGAUGCUCUCUCGUCUACUAUGCUUAUGCUCCUCGUUCUGGUGAAGUACCGGAGUUGACAGGA
Molecule: messenger RNA, 1975 nt
Organism: Chelonoidis abingdonii (Abingdon island giant tortoise)
Lineage: Eukaryota; Metazoa; Chordata; Testudines; Testudinidae
Source: RefSeq, a predicted model, not a curated record